Molecule: messenger RNA, 2386 nt
Organism: Jaculus jaculus (lesser Egyptian jerboa)
Lineage: Eukaryota; Metazoa; Chordata; Mammalia; Rodentia; Dipodidae
Gene: Blmh
Product: bleomycin hydrolase
Exons: 12
Coding region: 225-1592 (455 amino acids)
Biological process (GO): L-homocysteine catabolic process; proteolysis; response to toxic substance
Cellular component (GO): cytoplasm
Molecular function (GO): cysteine-type aminopeptidase activity
Source: RefSeq, a predicted model, not a curated record
UCAGCAACGCGAGGGGGCGAGUUUUGUCCCUCCGCGGACCCCGUUUCUCUACUAGCUCGCCACCAUUCAGCCGGUUUCCUUUUUCCGGCGCUCCGGGUGCGAGAAGCCAGAUCGGGCCGCUUCGGCUGCUGGCUUCCACUGUGACUCUAAGCUCUCACCUGAAGACCGCCACCACCCGCGACCCCCCGACAAGGAACGUUACCCCGCCAGGCAGCGUGGGCGCCAUGAACAACGCGGGACUGAAUUCGGAGAAGGUAUCCGCUCUGAUUCAGAAACUAAAUUCUGACCCUCAGUUCGUACUUGCCCAGAAUGUCGGGACCACCCACGACCUGCUGGACAUCUGUCUGAAGAGGGCCACGGUCCAGGGUGCUCAGCAUGUGUUCCAGCACGUUGUGCCUCAGGAAGGCAAGCCGGUCACCAACCAGAAGAGCUCCGGACGAUGCUGGAUCUUUUCUUGUCUGAAUGUUAUGAGACUUCCAUUCAUGAAAAAAUUUAAUAUUGAAGAAUUUGAGUUUAGUCAGUCUUAUGUAUUUUUCUGGGACAAGGUUGAACGCUGUUAUUUCUUCUUGAAUGCUUUUGUGGACACAGCCCAGAAAAAGGAGCCUGAAGAUGGAAGACUGGUGCAGUAUUUGCUUAUGAACCCUACAAAUGAUGGUGGUCAGUGGGAUAUGCUUGUUAAUGUUAUUGAAAAAUAUGGUGUUGUUCCUAAGAAAUGCUUCCCUGAAUCUCAUACAACAGAAGCAAGCAGAAGAAUGAAUGAUAUCCUGAAUCACAAGAUGAGAGAAUUCUGUAUACGACUGCGGAACCUGGUCCACAGUGGAGCAACCAAAGGAGAGAUUUCAGCUACGCAGGAUGCCAUGAUGGAGGAGAUAUUCCGAGUGGUGUGUAUCUGUUUGGGUAAUCCACCAGAAACAUUCACCUGGGAGUAUCGCGACAAGGAUAAAAAUUAUCACAAGAUUGGCCCCAUAACGCCAUUGCAGUUUUACAAGGAGCAUGUCAAGCCAGUCUUCAAUAUGGAAAAUAAGAUUUGUUUCGUAAAUGACCCGCGGCCCCAGCACAAAUACAACAAACUGUACACAGUAGAUUACUUAAGCAAUAUGGUUGGAGGAAGAAAAACGCUGUACAACAAUCAGCCCAUUGACCUCUUGAAAAAGAUGGUUGCUGCCUCUAUCAAAGAUGGAGAGGCUGUGUGGUUUGGCUGUGAUGUUGGAAAACAUUUCAAUGGCAAGCUGGGCCUCAGUGACAUGAAUAUCUAUGACCACGAGUUAGUGUUUGGCGUCUCCAUGAAGAACAUGAAUAAAGCGGAGCGGUUGUCUUUUGGUGAGUCGCUUAUGACCCACGCCAUGACCUUCACUGCUGUCUCAGAGAAGGAUGGUCAGGAAGGUGAAUUUGUGAAAUGGAGAGUGGAGAACUCCUGGGGUGAAGACCAUGGCCAUAAAGGUUACCUGUGCAUGACCGAUGAAUGGUUCUCCGAGUAUGUCUACGAGGUGGUGGUGGACAGGAAGCACGUCCCUGAAGAUGUGCUGGCCGUGUUAGAGCAGGAGCCCAUUGUCCUGCCAGCAUGGGACCCCAUGGGGGCUUUGGCUGAGUGAUGUUGCCUCCAGCUCUUUCCUCCUCCCAUGGGACCGGAUGUAGCUGCCAAGGACAGAUCCAGGGACUGAAGCCAAAGUCACAUGGAUGGCUGUUUGCUUCCACAGGACACAGUCAGACUCUGGGACUUCCAGUCUCCUCCAGGAACCUCUUUGGGAAAGUGUGCUUUAUGCUAAAACAAAAUAUUCAUAAAGGAAAAAUAAAAGGGAAAGAUCAGGUCAUUCUAUCUACUCUCCUCAUCUCCAAUAGCUCAGGAUCUCUUAGCAUUGUAAUCUAAUGUAAUUGUCUGUCCUAACUGUCAAGAUGGUCUUCAGUGUCUGUUAUAAUAAGGCAGGGGACGGUGAGCAACUGAGGUGUAUGGAGAGAAAGCAGACCUCAUGCUCCUCGUUCCCAGCGUAGAGUGGGGGUGGGUUAGCUAAGAUUUGAGCUCAAACCUGCAUGCUGCCUCACCGAUCCCAGUCCUUCGUAGAUGGCAGUCACUGAACUCAACUUUCUCAAGGGAACUUCAUGUGCCUCUAAUAGCCCAAGAUGGAAGGUUGAUCAGGGAUGACAUGAUGCCUUCCUGGUUGGAACUUCAGGGCACAGCUGUGCUUGAGUAGAGGCUUAGGGAAGGUGGCCGAGAAAACAACCCAAACCUUAUCGUGGCUCAGUUCUAAUCAUCGGGGAAUGCUCUCACCACGUGGUUUCACUUCUCUCUGCAUUGGGGGUGGGUGGGCAGGAAAAGGUGACAUUAAUUCUUUCUGACAACUAGAUGGUGCUGAGAAGCUUUUGAAUAAAACACUUUGCUAAAUGAGAA